Arabis nemorensis is the source of this 222-nucleotide messenger RNA. The record is from the annotation of a GenBank genome assembly. NCBI's taxonomy places the organism in Eukaryota, Viridiplantae, Streptophyta, Magnoliopsida, Brassicales, Brassicaceae.
AUGGAGCUCCGAACCAGCUACAGGUUUGAUGACCGCAUCACGAAACAAGCUUCUGAAGACAUCCAAAAACGAGUCCAAUGGAGAUUCUCAAUCGAGUACGGAUCACUAAGAACGCCUCAAGCCACUGCUACUACAACUGAAACAGAGGCGAGAGAGACCAAUACGACGACGUCUGACAUCAAAAUGGUUGACAACUAUGUUCAUGUCUACGUCAUGCUUUAA